CACGCGCGCACACAGAUAGAAGAGCUGCAGGCUGCAACGGUUAUUUGGGUUGGGGCCCUCGCGAAAGUAUAAAAGAGAGCUCGUGAGUCGCACCGACGAGGAGAGACACAGCGGCCGCUCUCUCACUCUCUUCUUCCGAGCGCCGCGCGCGCACAUCGUCGUUGUGUGCACUUAUAUACCCUUCUUUCCUCACGGCACGAUUCUUCCUCUCUUCGGCUGUAGCGGCUUCCCGACAUCCGACGACGACGAGCCGCACAGAGACAGAUUGUACCUAUAGCUGCCGUUGAGCACGACGACAACGACGACACGCAGGCCAGAUAAUUUUCCACUGUCGGCAAUAUGGCCCUCAGUCAGACGAGCGUGAUGAGGCUGUACAACACAGUUAUCGAAGAUGUGAUAGCUGGAGUUCGAGAGGCUUUUUUGGACGAGGGUGUCGACGAGCAAGUGCUUCAGGAACUUAAACAAAUAUGGGAAAACAAGUUAAUGUCCAGCAAAGCUGUCGAACCAAUUAUUGAUCCUCCAGAGCCACAGCCACCUCAUAUGAGUAGUUCAGUUAAAACUUAUUCUGCGGCUAAUAAAGGUGGCUCCAAAAGGAAUUCUAAUGCCAACUCGAAUGCACAUUCCGGUGCUCAGCAACAAGCUCAGGCAAAAGAGCCAAUAUUACCUCAACCACAGGUUCAACAGCCACAACCUCAGCCUACGCAUGUGCAACCCCAACAAAUUCAAUCCCAAAUGCCACAUCAAUCACAACAGCCCCAACCUCAACAGAUGCAGCAGGUGCAGCAUGUUCAACAUAUGCAGGGUAUUCCUAUACAGCAGCAGGUCCAACAGCCAGUGCAGCAGCAUCAAACUAUUACUCAACAACAGCAAGUCAUUAAUCAACCAGCUCCAGUGAUAGAGAAACAAGUUUCUAUACAAAUUAAGUUACCUGUUCAUCAAAAUCUACCUGAAAGAUUGGUUACUGUUCACGUUCCUGCUUCAGCCAUUCAAGGCAAUCAGUUGCACGCAAUUUUCACGGGUCCUAUCAUCACAACUGCAAUCACAUUGCCUGUCCACAUUGCAACAUCUUUAUUGCAACAACAUGUCAAUCAAACAUUUGAAGGUUUACCUGGUUUUACACCAGUACCUGUUGCUCAUCCUGUCCAGGUUGUAUCUCAGGGAGCAAACAAUAUUAUGCAGCAACAGCUCAUACAAGGACAGCAACAAGGAAAUAUUGCUCAAUUGGAUGGAGCUGUAGGAGAUUCGUCUGAUGACGACGACGAUGAGGAGGAAGAAGAGAAUGACGACGAUGAAGAUCUUGAUGAAGAAAAAGAAGAAGAAGAGCAGGAAGACCCUAGUGCAAGAGAAGAAGAGCCACUGUGUUCAGAAGACGACGUAACUGAUGAUGAUCCUGCCGAUCUUUUUGAUACCGACAAUGUUGUAGUUUGUCAAUAUGAUAAGAUUACAAGGAGCAGAAACAAGUGGAAAUUCUACUUAAAAGAUGGUAUUAUGAAUUUAGGUGGCAAGGACUUUGUUUUCCAAAAAGCCAAUGGAGAUGCUGAAUGGUGAAAAAAUAUUAUAUGCAGUGUUGAUGCAGAAAAACCUUUUAUAAUCGAUUACUGCUGUAUACAAUGGACUGUAAAACAACUCCGUAGUGUUUAAACUACGCUUUUGCGAGUUGUUUUGGUGAUCAUUAUACAAAAUAACUUAUGUUACAUUGGUUUUUUUUAUCUCGUGCAAAAGCAAGUAUUUGAUUCUUUGUUUAGGUGACUGAUACUGAUUUUCUACUUGGAUACAGUACAAUUCUCCGAAUCUAUAAGAUGAUUCAUAUUGUAUUUUAUUCUUUAAAAAAAAAUCAAUUUUUAAUUGUUUACUACUAUGCGUAUAUGAGGGAAAGAUGUCCAACCUAAAUAUUACCCUCAAGUAAAGGAGACGAAAAAAUUCGGAACAAUCAAUUAUUUUUUCCAAAGCGAUAAAAAAACUACAGUAACUAUACGAAGAUAUGUAACGAUACAAAGAUGUUUAAAUACAAUUUUUGAAGAAUGAUACAAGGAUUUUAAAAGUUGUUCCUUAUACGAAAAAUUUAAAUCUAAAUGUGGCUUGUACACGAUAUUGCAAUAAAGUUAAACUUGUUUGCAAAAAAUCGGAUAUUGAAAUUACGUUUGUAAAUACAAAAGUAAAAAAUGAAAGUAAUGUAAAUAUAAAUAAUGCAACGUGUACGUGUUUGUAUUAAGAAGUUUGGAUACAUUUUUAAAUUUAAAAAUCCUUGAAUUUGACAUUCUAAAAUGAACAUCUUUGUUUUUUUGUACAGUUAGCAUAAAAUUUUCUUCUAGAAGUUCGAUAUAUUUAACAAUAAAUAACAUUCAAGGGCACAAGUGCCUUCUCUAGUUUUGAAUUUUUCUUAAUGUUUGUUUUAGUUUUGUCAAUUUGACAAGUCAUUUUUUUUUAAAUUAUGAAUUCGUUUUUUUCUCAAAAGCACGGUGGGUGGGAUGAAGUUUCCAUUUGAACGAGUAAGAACUUUUAGCGUUAUCUGUAUACAUAUAUUAUGUUGAUUCCAAUUUUCGUCUCGCUGAGAAUGUAAUGGAUGUGUGUACAUACAUGAUUUAAAGAGGGAAUGAAAAAAUAGGCGAGUUUGAAAAAUUGUGCAAAUAUCUGAUAAAUAAAUGUGUCUUAUAUUGUUAUUAUCAUAA
Nasonia vitripennis (jewel wasp) is the source of this 2669-nucleotide messenger RNA. RefSeq names its product transcription initiation factor IIA subunit 1 (gene TfIIA-L). The coding region runs from base 340 to 1548 and encodes 402 amino acids. Gene Ontology annotation, cellular component: transcription factor TFIIA complex. NCBI's taxonomy places the organism in Eukaryota, Metazoa, Arthropoda, Insecta, Hymenoptera, Pteromalidae. The transcript is spliced from 7 exons. The record is from RefSeq and is a predicted model, not a curated record. Gene Ontology annotation, biological process: transcription initiation at RNA polymerase II promoter; transcription by RNA polymerase II.